This is a messenger RNA of Misgurnus anguillicaudatus (oriental weatherfish), 1310 nucleotides long. NCBI's taxonomy places the organism in Eukaryota, Metazoa, Chordata, Actinopteri, Cypriniformes, Cobitidae. The record is from RefSeq and is a predicted model, not a curated record.
UAACAAAGUUGGCAGUAAUGUGCGUUGCAUGACUUCGCCUGACUGCGUGUUGUUAUGCGCAAAGAAUGCGCAGCGUUGUAUGCCUCCAACACAAAUCUCUCCGUCUGCAUGUUCAAGGCAAGGGUGUGUCAGUGUACGUUUAAUCUACUGGUUGACACGAAGGUUUGUCUUGACUGAAUAAUUUCAAAGUUGAUCAGCCGUCAUGUGUUGCGCGAUGAAUACUACAGUAGCAGUAACAGUUGGAGUAGUGGUGGUCUCAACAGCAGGUGUACUGGGUUAUCUUUAUCUAAACAGGAAAAGGAAACCAAAGAUUACACUAAUUGAUCCCUCUGAAAAAUACAAACUGAGGCUCAUAGAUAAAGAGAUUUUAAGUCAUGAUACCCGCAAAUUUCGAUUUGCUUUGCCUAGCCCAGAGCACGUGCUGGGUUUACCAGUAGGCAAGCAUGUUUAUCUCUCUGCCAGGAUUGAUGGUGCGUUGAUUGUGCGCCCCUAUACGCCGGUGACCAGCGAUGAUGACAAAGGAUAUGUUGACCUUGUUGUUAAGAUUUAUUUUAACAACGUGCACCCCAAAUUUCCUGAAGGGGGGAAGAUGUCCCAAUACCUGGAAAGCUUGAGGAUUGGAGACAUGAUCGACUUCAGAGGACCGGGAGGUUUGCUGGAGUACAAAGGGCAAGGUCGAUUUGCUAUACAGGCUGAUAAAAAGGCUGCUGCUGAGAUUAAGGUUGCAAAAGCGCUGGGACUUAUAGCUGGAGGAACGGGCAUAACUCCUCUGUUGCAGCUUAUUCGUGAUAUCAUGAAGAAUCCAAGUGAUACAACUACGUGCCACCUGCUGUUUGCCAACCAGACUGAGAGGGACAUUCUGCUAAAGGAUGAGCUGGAAGAGAUUCAAGCAAGGCAUCGAGAUCGCUUUAAACUGUGGUUUACAGUGGACAAAGCACCUGCUGAUUGGGAAUACAGCCAGGGCUUCAUCAGUGCUGAGAUGAUUAAGGAGCACCUGCCUCCGCCCAGUGAUGACUGUAUGAUCCUCAUGUGUGGCCCACCUCCCAUGAUCCAGUUUUCCUGUAAUCCCAGUCUGGACAAACUAGGCUAUCGCCAAAGCCAGCGCUUUGCCUAUUAAACCUUUGUGGAUGACACCAAAAUGACACGACAGAUGCUGACUUGCUAUCACCAAAUCAAGCUAAUGCACAGAUAUAGCAUUAUAAAUCUAAGCGUGCAUAGCCACGUUAAAAAUGCAUUUAACUUUUAAGUGCCAGCUUAUAAUUGAUCGUAUAUUAAAAUCCCUUAAUACCAUAUAAAGAUGGUCUGCACUA